Pteropus alecto (black flying fox) is the source of this 1226-nucleotide messenger RNA. Its product is annotated as small EDRK-rich factor 1. Bases 150 to 338 code for a protein of 62 amino acids. The record is from RefSeq and is a predicted model, not a curated record. Lineage: Eukaryota; Metazoa; Chordata; Mammalia; Chiroptera; Pteropodidae. The transcript is spliced from 3 exons.
CGGGGCGGUGGACUGAAUAGAGGCGUCGCCCCACGGAGGGCCGGCGCGGGCUCAGCCUUCUAGAUCCAGUGGUGGGGACCGCCGCAAAGUGUCGACGAAGCCGUUGCUUUUCCGAGUCCCUCUCUUCCAGGCUCGGUCCGGUGGUCAGCAUGGCCCGUGGAAAUCAACGAGAACUUGCCCGCCAGAAAAACAUGAAAAAAUCUCAGGAAAUAAGCAAGGGAAAAAGAAAAGAUGACAGCUUGAGUACCUCUCAGAGAAAGCAGAGGGACUCUGAGAUCAUGCAACAGAAGCAAAAGGCAGCUAAUGAGAAGAAGUCUAUGCAGACAAGAGAAAAAUGAUGACUAUUUGGAAAAUGGUGCUACUGCGAACUAGGUUUAUCAUCAGCUCUAUGAUCAAGAUUUUACAGAGUGAACAGUCAUUACAUAUGUUGUAACAUAUCCUUAUAAAACUAUUUUAAACUUUACCUUUCAGCCUGACUUAGUGUGGCAUUUCAGAACCAUACUUCAAAGAAUAAAACAUUAACCAUGCAUGUGAAAUAUUGGUGAACAUUAUUUUUAUCAACAGUGAGCAUGUAUAUAAUUUAGUAGAAAAGUGAUGCGAUCAGAUAAUAGGAUCUCAUAAAUCUAGAGUCUUUGUCAUAAACUUUGUUAAAGUAGAUCUUUAAAGUAGGAUUUAUUGUAUAAUAAAAUUUAAGAUACAUUUAUCUGAUUUUACUUUGUAGUCAGCUGGUUUACUUGAAGAAUUUACAUAGAUAGUACAAAUGACCUGGAAUAGCAACUAAAUGAAUAUAAACUAAAUAAGGUCUCAGUAAGAGUUUUACUUAUAGCUUUAACAUUUUUGGAAUAAGUGCCUUUUUUUUUUAAUAGACUUUAUUUUUUAGAGCAGAAUUAGUUUUACAACAAAAUUGAGAUUUCCCGUAUACCCUCCGCCCUUACUUACGCAUAGCCUCUCCUAUUAUGAAUAUCCCCCACCACAAUGGUAAGUUUGUCGUAAUUGAUGGACCUACACUGACACGUCAGUACGUUGUUUACAUUAAGAUUCACUGUGUUGUAAGUGCCAUUUUUUAGUCUGUUCUGAAACUCUUCAAACACUUGUGACUUAAUGAUGGUUAUUAAUUUGGAAAUAUGUUAACCUAGAGAAACUAAGUUUUGAGACCUUGUUCUAUUCUGAAGUAAAUAUGCAUAAUUAUUGCAAAGAAUAAAAAUAUCUUUGAGUAGUAAAUGAAA